UAACAGCUGUGCGAGGUAAACUGACUGUACAGCUGGAAGAGGAAGUAUUUAAUGAGAGAAGCCGUCGACACGUGAGCAACAGUUUGUGCUGAGGCAGAUCAUUGGGCAUUUUGCGCCACCUUGUGAGUGAACGUCUCCCUCUGCAGAUCCACACAUCUGUCCCCAAGAUGGUGUCAAUACUUUGCGCUCUUCGGCACCACGCAGACGAGGUCAGCUGCUGCGCUUUCUCUCCGUCUCUCCUCGCCACCUGUUCCGGCGAUAAAACCCUCCGUGUUUACAAAACGUCCGACUUCUCGGAGCUUCCGUUCUCCCCUCUGUCGGGCCACGGUUACGGGGUUCACUGCUGCUGCUUCAGCUCAUGCGGCCGCUACCUGCUCAGCUGCUCAACGGACGGAUCCACCAUCGUGUGGGCCGCGAACACGGGUGUGGUGGCCGCGGUGCUGCUGCACCCGGCCCGUAGUCCGCUCCGAGCGUGCGCAAUAGCGCCGGACUCCUCCCUGCUAGUGGCAGGGGCCUGCGAUGGCACCGUAGCCCUCUGGGACUUCCCCUGCAAGACGUUACGCAGGUGCAGUGCCGUGAGCGAGGCCAGUGUUGUGGCCUGCUGCUUCUCUCCCUGUGGCCAGAUGUUUGUGACGGGCUGCACCCGCGGAGACCUCAAACUGUGGGAUACGGACAUCAACCUCCUGCAUGCUGAGAAGGACGCCCAUGACCUGGGAGUCACCUGCUGCAGCUUUGCGCCGCAGUUUAAAGUUGAUGGCUGCUGUGUGGAGUUUCGACUGGCCUCCUGUGGACAGGACAGCCAGCUGAAAAUACGGAUUGUUUCCCAGCGUGAAGGGGCAGCCUGUAUCAUGAAGUUGCUGCACACUCUCACCAGCCAGUCGGCUCCAGUUCUUUCUUGUGCCUUCUCUUCUGAUGGAGAGCUGCUCGUUUCGGGUUCGGUGGAUAAAAGUGUUGCAAUAUAUGAUGCGAACCUGGGAACUCUGCUCCACACUCUGAAACAGCAUGACAGGUACGUGACUGCUGUUGCUCUGUCUCCCACCAUGCCGUGGAUUGCAACCGGCUCCAUGGACCGAACCGUAAACGUGUGGCGGAUAGGAGAUGAAGUCAGCGGAACUGCAACUGAAUCGAGGCAGACCGUGUGCCAAGGAAGGAAGUUGCCGGGUCACUCCAGGCUGCUGAUUGCUGAUUGGUCGGAGGAGGAUGUGCAGACUUGGCUCUGUGAGGAAGGACUGCAGGAGCUCGUCAGCAUCUUUAAAGACAACAACAUCGACGGAGCAGAGCUCAGCCAGCUCAACAAGGAAACAGCAGCAGAGCUGGGAAUUGAGUCCGUGGGCCUCCGCGGUCGUCUUCUGAGGAAAACCGAGGCCUUGAAGGCAGAGCAGAGUGGUUCAGAUGACCCAGACGAGUUUCUGUGUCCGAUCACCAGAGAGCUGAUGAAGGAUCCAGUCAUUGCUGCAGACGGGUAUUCCUAUGAGCGAGCAUCCAUCGAGAGCUGGAUCAGGGGCAAAAACAAAACCAGCCCCAUGACAAACCUGCUCCUACAGACCACGCUCCUGACCCCCAACAGAUCUCUGAAGAUGGCGAUAACACGAUGGAAGUCGAGCCAGUAGACAGCAGCUCAUUUUUAGCUUGUUUGCCAACUAAACAGGUACUUUAUCAUUAUACUGGAGCUGCUCAUCUGAUAAGUGCUCUUAUUAUCAUGAAGUAAUUACUAAUAUUUGAUACCAUUACUUGAAGCAACACGAUGUAACUGAAUUAGAAAAAAGACAUUUCUUAAAUACUAGUUGAAUUCACAAUAAACUAAACGCACCACUGUUCAAUACACUCAGAGUAGCGUAUGACUGUUCUCUACUUGUGCUACUGUUAGCUCAUGUUGUAGUUCUUCCAUUAUCCUAUAAGGAAUGGUCACUUGUGCUGUUCUGUCUCCUACAAAUGAAAAGUUCAAUUCAGGAACAAUAAAGAAAAACCUCAAUCUGAUUAAUACACUCUAGUUGUAGAGUUACUGUAGGUCUGAUAUGACCAUCAAGCGGUGGCUAAUGUUAGCUAAACUUUACAUAGCUAUUGCUGAGUCACUUUGUUGACCAUGACCCUUCUCUACUCUUGCUGCUCUUGCACUACAUUUUAGCAUUUCACAGUUUAUCCCAAAUGGAAAUACAAAAAGCAAACACAGAAAUGCAUGUGCCGUUGUCCUGUAGUUCCCGUUUGUGGCCACAGAGGCCGCUGUUGAGCAAAUCUUAGCCCCGCUUUAUUGAUCCUUUUUGGCAGCAACCACACGGCUGCACAAUGAUUACCCUCUUUAGGCUCAUGAUAAUCAUUAAGUCCUCUUACCUUGGGCAGACUUGUGUGUUGGAAUAAAAGUCAGUAGAGCUGUUUG
Molecule: messenger RNA, 2374 nt
Organism: Anarrhichthys ocellatus (wolf-eel)
Lineage: Eukaryota; Metazoa; Chordata; Actinopteri; Perciformes; Anarhichadidae
Product: WD repeat, SAM and U-box domain-containing protein 1
Exons: 12
Coding region: 168-1610 (480 amino acids)
Biological process (GO): protein ubiquitination
Molecular function (GO): ubiquitin-protein transferase activity; protein binding
Source: RefSeq, a predicted model, not a curated record